This is a messenger RNA of Linum trigynum, 258 nucleotides long. The record is from the annotation of a GenBank genome assembly. NCBI's taxonomy places the organism in Eukaryota, Viridiplantae, Streptophyta, Magnoliopsida, Malpighiales, Linaceae.
AUGAGCAGUAAAAUAAUGAACCGGUCGUACGGUGGUGGUAAUUACUCCAAGUUCGAUAAGGAAGACCCAGAAGAAGUAUUCCACCGGCAGGCUCAGUUCCUUAUCUACAAGAUGAUGCAACGUGCCGACGAUUCGCGGCGGAGCGCGUCGUUUAGCCAGACCAAGCUCUGCAAGUUGAAGGUGAGGAUCGGGAAGAGGCUGAGAAAGCUGAGGAAGGGCGUGGUUUUGAGCAUGUCGGCGGCGAGGUUGAGGAUUUAG